GUUGACUUUAUGCGCGUGAGUCGAGCUGGGUCAAAGCGCUGCGCGUCUGGUGCAUCGAUCGAUCGCGUUAGAACAGGUGAGAAUGUGGCUCGCGGCCGUGCGGCCUAUCAACUAGGUUUUGGGGAGGCGCGCCUUGCAAUUGGGCGGCUAUGGCAAGCCCGGGCGUUGCCGUACUGCUCAAGGAGCUCAGCGCUGUCAUCCAGGAUGCCAAUGCGAUGAUCGCCAAGAAAGAGAGCAUCAAGGAGCUUAUUUCUUUCCUGGAAGGGAUCAAGGAGGUGCUGGAUCGGGAAUUGGGGGAUUUGAGGAUGGGAGAAGGCGCUGCCAGCGCUUGCGCGGCGCUGACGAACAGUGUGAGGAAGGCGCAGGGCAUGGUUAGCAGGCACAAGCGUAAGCGGCGGCUGUAUAUGAUCGUUUGGCUGCGUGUGCUCAACCGUGAGGUGGAAGAGGUCGUGCGUGGAUUGGAAAACUCGCUCGCCCAGCUCCAGGACGCGAGCAGCUCCUUGUCAGAAAAUUCCAGAUCGAAGCUCGACAAUCUCAUCUCGAGAAUGAAACAAACAACUUACGAGGUUCCAAAUGCGGAGGAGGAUGAGACGCGAAAUCUGCUAGACCUCGACGCUGACUCGCUCAUCGUGAAGUUCUCCACGGAUCUGGGCAUUAACUUCGAAAGAGAUAGGGAGCUCUUGUCUCGAGAGCUCCGGUACUUCAAAGCGGAUAUCAGCACCGAGGACAAGGACGAGCUGGAAACCAUGGUGGAGGAACUUUUGAGCACUCUGGCUUGUGAGAACUCGGCAUUGCUACAGACUGACAACGAGGCGAUACCAUCGUUCGAUGCCUUCGAGUGCCCGCUCACGAAACAAGUCAUGAAGGACCCGGUGGUGCUCGAGUCGGAGCACACCUACGAGCGGAAUGCAAUCGAGGAAUGGUUUCGGACGUGCCGGGAGCAGGACAGGGAGCCGACUUGUCCGAGCAGUGGACGCGUCUUGUCGACCACGGAGCUCCAUUCCAACCUUGUGCUGCGAAAGACCAUCGAGGAGUGGUACCAGAGGAAUGUAGCGUUUCGAGUGCAGAGCGUGGUGGACAGGCUCACAGCUGUGGAGCUCAUGCAGGACGUGGACGGUGCUCUCGACGAGAUCCUCCGGCUUUUCAACGAGAACCCGAUGAACAAGUGGAAGAUCAAGAGUGCUAACCUCAUCCCCAAGAUUGCAAAGAUCUGGAGCUUGGAAGGUGCUGCUUAUUUCCGCUCGAAAGCGCUCGAAGUUCUCGACAGGAUGGCUGUAGACGACGCCGACAAUCAGCACAUCAUCGUGAAGGAAGGCUUCUUAAGAUUCAGCGUGCGAAGCCUUGGCAGCAAGGAAGACGAAGAGAAAGCAAAUGCUGCUCGGUUACUAUACCAUCUCUCAACCAGCAGCCUAGAGGUUUGUGAGGUUCUAGGCACAGGGAAAGGAGCCGUAAUUCACCUGGCCGGCCUUCUCGCUAGCAAGGACCACGACCUCUCUCAGUUGGCCGAGAAAACUUUACGGAACUUGGAGCAAGUAGAGUCAAACGUUCUGGAAAUGGCCGAGGCAGGAAGAAUUCAACCCUUGCUUGCACGUCUUUGCGAAGGACCCCAAGAAACUCGGAUCAGGAUGGCAAGUUAUCUCGCAAAGAGACACCUGGUAAAGAGCCAAGUUAAGCUUGUUGCGCAGUCUGCGACGCGGAGCCUCAUUGCAAUGCUACCCGGCACACUGGAAGCAAAAGAGGCAAGCCUGGGUGUUUUCCUCAUGCUUUCGUCACUGGCCGACAACAAAAGCUUGCUGAUUGAGGCCGGGAUACUUCCACCGCUGCUAGACAUCAUGUUUAGCAUACACUCGUCCGUCAACAAUCGGGCACUCAAGCUCAAAGAGUGGGCGGCGGAGGUGGUGAGCAAGCUUGUGUCGUCCCGCGGGAGCUGGGAGAAUGCAAGCAUCGAUGCCGAGGGGACAACACUGUAUUCCGAGUUUGUGGUACACAAUCUCUUGGGCCUCAUGGCUCACGCCAGGCCGGACUGGAAGCACACGCUGUUGCAAAUACUUACGGGAAUGGCUUCGUCUCCUGAUGCUGGAGAGGAGGCUUGCGAGCACAUACGAAGCGGGCAUGGAGUAAGAAUUUGCGCUGUUUUUCUAUCGGAAACUUCCGUGGACAGUCACCGGUUACACGCGUUAAGACUAUUAGCAGUCAUCGCUCCUCGCUUGGGGCCGGACAUAGUCCGAGAGUUCCACGGGACAGAAAUGGCGGCGAGGCUACAGGCUCUCUUAAGAUCCACAAACACCGAAGAGCGAGCGGCGGCUGCGUUUGUGCUCGGCGCCAUCCCGAUGACAGAGAAAGAAGUGUCCCAACACUUAGAGCCCGAGCUCCUGGAAUGGACACUCACUACCUUAGCCAGCUUAAAGGACAGCAAGCGCGGGCGGUCGCACACGCGGCUUUUGUCCGAGACGAUCGAAGGCCUCCUGGGAAUCCUCCUCCAUUUCCUCCGCUUUAAUGCGCUCUCCCCGCCGGCGACGCUGAGGCAGCACGACGUGAUGACGCUCCUGGUAAACGAGCUAGACCGGCAAGGCGAGUUUGUGAUCAAGCACAGGGCCGCGAUGGGAAUCAAGUGCCUGUCGAACAUGGCCGCAAGCUUGUGCAGAAAGCCGGAGCUUCCACCCACGACGUGUUUCUGCUUUCGCUCCCGGCCGGGCAAGCUCUCCUGCUCGAUCCAUCCGGGAGUGUGCGAUCCAGCCGACUCGGUGUGCAUGGUGGAGGCCAGAGCGAUAGUUCCAGUGCUGGAGCUGCUCGAAGAGGAGGACCAAGGUGUCCAGCUCGCAGCGAUGGAGGCGCUCUCGACGCUGCUGGCGGACUCGAGCAACCUCCGAGGGGCGGUGGAGGAGCUGUGCAGAGUGGAGGGCCUCCAGAAGAUCCUGGAGCUCUUCUACGGGCUGCAAAAGGGGGAGCUCCAGGACAGGACGGCGUGGGUGGUGGAGAGGAUCGUCCGGGUGGACGACUUGGCCAAGUCCUUGUCGGUGGACACCAAGCUCUUCAAGGCGCUGGUGGAGGCCUUCAAGUUUGGGAGCGCCACGACCAAGGCGCUCGCGCAGGACGCCCUCACCAAUCUCAAGCAGCUCUCGGGUGUUAGCGCGGGAGUGCGACGAAAAAAAUGACGAGAGUUGCCGUACUUUGGAGAGUCCAUAGCAACAUCAAGUUUUUGCGGCUCUCUGUUGUAGUGGAUAUUCUAAGAAUAUUCAAGUGAUAUUCCUCAA
Molecule: messenger RNA, 3254 nt
Organism: Selaginella moellendorffii
Lineage: Eukaryota; Viridiplantae; Streptophyta; Lycopodiopsida; Selaginellales; Selaginellaceae
Product: U-box domain-containing protein 44
Exons: 5
Coding region: 150-3155 (1001 amino acids)
Biological process (GO): protein ubiquitination
Molecular function (GO): ubiquitin-protein transferase activity; protein binding
Source: RefSeq, a predicted model, not a curated record